Molecule: messenger RNA, 3883 nt
Organism: Chanos chanos (milkfish)
Lineage: Eukaryota; Metazoa; Chordata; Actinopteri; Gonorynchiformes; Chanidae
Gene: ppp1r26
Product: protein phosphatase 1, regulatory subunit 26
Exons: 4
Coding region: 101-3883 (1260 amino acids)
Biological process (GO): negative regulation of phosphatase activity
Molecular function (GO): protein phosphatase inhibitor activity
Source: RefSeq, a predicted model, not a curated record
CGUAUCCCCACCGUCAAUACCACGGCGUCCAGGAUGUGAACAAAGCUGGAGGUCAGUUCUCUCCCAUGUCUCUUGCCUCCUCAUUCUGGGAUACUUUAGAAUGUUCCUGAAGAAUGUUCCUCCGGUCGUGGCAGUUCACACAGAAUGGAGGUCCUGUACCCCCAAUAAAAGCUACAGUCUGCCGCUCUACUUCAAUGACAGCGCAUCUGACACCGAUCUUGCUUCCACCACCACUGGCACGCCCAUCCGACAAAAGGUCCAGAUGAUCAUCGAGAGCCUCAGGAGCACGCAGUCCUCCAUUGAAAUGAGUGACGAGGCACAGACAGACAGAACUGGGCAGUCUAGUCAUGAGUUGUCCAGACAGCCAACCCACAAGGGUAAGGUACAACACCUAGACCUUGUAGGAAGGUCAAAUACAGGGACUACUGACAAGAACGCUCAAGUGAAGGGUUCAGACCUUGAUCUGGACAGCCAAGAUUCAGAUAGUGAUGAUUCGGUUGACAGAGGGAUUGAAGAGGCAAUACAGGAAUAUUUGAGGGAGAAGGUAGAUCACAAACGCAAAGCAGAGCCAUCAGCAUCAAGUCCUUCACGAGCGCCCAAAAUUCUGCGGAAUGAUCCAGGGGUUUCAGAAAAUCUCAAACAGCAACAACAGUCUGAUAGCAAUAAGUUACUCACUGCCAGCAACCAUGUCCAGAAGAGUGUAAAAGCAGGGGCACAGCCCUCUGCAACGCUGAAAAAACAUGUCAAGAAAAAGAAGCUGAGCAAAGAGAACCCCUUAAAGAAGACAGACAUCAGCAAACCUUUAGCUGCAAGUGCUCUUCCAUCCUCUGGACUCAAAAAAGCUUCUUCUGGUUUUUCUCCUCCUAAAGACAGACCUCAGCCUCUCAGCAUGUUGAAAGUGGAGGAGGAGCCUUUGGACUCAAGUAGUGAUGAUGGCAUUGAAGAGGCAAUCCAGAAGUACCAACAGGAGAAAAAAGAGAGGCAUGAAAGUGAAAAGGAGGUUCCCAAACUCCCUCAACUCAAAGAGGAAUCAGACUCCAGCAGUGAUGAUGGCAUUGAAGAGGCCAUUCGUCGCUUCCAACAAGAAAAGCAAAAACAAAAAAAGAAAAGUCCUCUUAAGCCCUCUCAGCACACAGCAACACAGCAGAGCAAAGCGGUUGUUCUCUCCUCAGGUCGAGCAAGCACACAACCUGUGAAAAAACUCAAAUUGUCCACUAGGAAGAACAACAUUAAGAAGAAGACCACAGAAAAAGAUACGAAAUCAUGCACACCCAAACCGCAUUUUCUCAGUCAUACUUUUAAUAGGUCCCCAUUAGAGGACCUUAGAGGCACAGGAAAUUCUUUGUCCACCUCAAAACCUAAAGAAACCCGCACAGAACAUCAAACCUUCUCCACAUUGAAGGUGAACACUACAGCAGAGUUGAUGUGUGCAGAGGCCAUUCUGGAUAUUUCCAAAACAGUCAUGCCUGUUGCUUUUUCCCACAACUCUUGUCAGAGUGGUACCACUUCAGUGGAGUCCUCAACAUUGAAUCCAGGAGGGCACCUGACACGGCCUGAUGACAAAAGUGAUGAGAGCUCCAUUGACAGUGAGGACGGGAUUGAGCAGGAGAUCCGUAAAUUUCUGGAGCACAAAGCAAAAAUGCACAAACAGCCACCUGUCACAGCCAUACCAGAGGCAAACCCAGCAGAACUUGCUGGUGCUGCAAAGGAACCAGAGAAGACGAAAGUCUGCACACCUCAGAACAAAGCACUUAGACUGUCUCUCUCACGCAAAAGAAAACUUAAAGAGAAGGAUGGCAAGGGCAAGGUUGUUAAAACAGAAAUUACAGAUCACAAAACUGAAGAGGAGCUUCAGAUGAGACCUCUCGCCCAGUGUGGUGUUCCCAAGCCUCAGAUUACAGAGGCCUCAGCUAGUCCACCUGUUAGUUCCAGCGGUAACCCCAUCUCUGCAAAAAGCAGCAAGUCACAACAGAUCUCUGCCUCUCAACGUGACCCAGAACUUUCUCGAGCCAACAACAGAGGUUCCAGUUCCUCCAUGUCCAACUUCCAAAAUGCUUCAAGAACACAGAUUUUUUCAAAGGGAAAGGAACAGACUAGUGAAAAAAGUAGUUCAUUGGAUAGUGAUGAGGAUUUGGAUGCAGCAAUAAAAGAUUUGCUGAAAACGAAGAAAAAAGUAAAAAAGAAAGUGAGAGACAUGAAGCUGAAGGACAGGAAGCCUUCAUAUUUAUCAGCUGUCGACGCUUCAAAGAAACACAAACCUUCCAUAGAGCAGAAGAGUGUAUCCACUUCCAAGGCUCCCAAAUCUAGUCUCAUUAAAAGCAGCAAAGAACCGUCGAACUUUACAAAAACUGACAGAGGGGUGAAAUCCAAAGCCAUGAAAGGCAGCUCAGAACAUCCGCGGAGCAAUAAUAAGAAGGAAAAAGUCUCUGGACAGGCUGGAGAGCCAGAGAAAGCAAAAGGGAAUACAGGAAAGUUUGUUUCGGACAGCCAGUCUGAAGUCUUGCAGAGGUCACCCCAAGACAGUGAAGAUAGCAGUUCAGUGGACAGUGAUGAUAGCAUUGAACAGGAAAUCCGGAGAUUCUUGGCAGAGAAAGCAAAAUUUUCAAUGACUGCAAAGAAACUUGAGCAAGAGGAGGGCGGCCUAAAUAGCACUGUCAAAACUAUUGCCCACAUUACUGAGAAGGACAUUGAAUCUGAAGAUCCAGGGCCAGAAAUGCCCACAAUGUCAUGCAUGGAAGUACUGCAAAACAGCACUGUACAACAGAAGUGCUUUGGCAGGAAGGAGUCAUCUGAGACACCCGCAAACCUACAAAAGACUACAGACAUCCCCGUGUCUACCAACAAGGGCCCAUCUCUGGACAGCUCAUGUCCUAGGGAAACCAGGACCAUGGCAGGAGACAAGAGAACAGAGAUCAAAUUAGAAAGGACCCUGGAAGGAAGUGACCCUUUGAUUGGCAGCUCAGAGACAGGAAAGGAUCAGCCUUCCUCUCAAAGCAGCACUAUAUCUCCCAGCAACACCAAGGGAUCCAGUCCUAACAUGAUACCCCCGACAGGCACAGAAGUUGCCCAAUCCUCUGGUCAGCACCAAAACCUGUUUCUCAUGCUAUGUCCAAGUCCACCCAGUAAACCCAGUGUCUGUGAGGGCAGGGAAACCACCUCACGAGAUAAGGGUGAAGUAUCUACUACCCAACAAAACAAGGGUAGGAUCUCUCUUACUGAGGUUCUCAGUGCUGUAUGUCCCUCACCACCUCCUGUGGUGAAAGUUGCCCAUAGUUUCCAAGAGACCCCAGUGGUUGACAAAGACAGCCGACUCCCUGCCAUAGCCUCCACAAUCAGGACAGAGGGGUUCUACACUCUUAGCAGAGGGAAACAGUGGAGAUGGGACCAGCCCCCCUUACUCUCUACCCCAAACCAAAACCACCUGCCCUCCACCAACCCUCCAUGUCCCUCAGGUGUUCCCCCACACCAGACAGUCCACAUGCACAGGGACCAGGCUGCAUAUGUAGAGCUCUCCACUAACCAGGCCAACUACUUUCAGGUUAGGAGUGUUAAAGAUGGAAAGGGGCAGAGAGAGCAUUCUGCAGAGAAGGGGAGAGACGGAAAGGGUAAUAGGAGAGAGAGGGAGGAAGAUCAGAGAAAAGCAGAAAGAGAGGAGGAAUGUAUAGAUGAGACAGAUUUGGAGUCAGAGGAAGAGAGAAGUGUACAGCAGAGACCAGAUAAGAGGCAGCAGCUCCCUAAUCUGUCUCUGUCCACUUCUAUAGACCCAGGCCAAUUGCCAAGCCCCUAUGUUGCCAUGGAUACAGAACAGAGGAGCCACAAGUACCACCGGAGAAUGGCCCUCAUUCAACAGCAGCAGAGGCAUGAACACUCUUCUUACACCUGA